UGUAUAAAAAAUCUGAAAGUUCGUAUCGAGAACCUGUAAGUUUGCAUUGUGAACCUGUUUAGCACAAGGAAUACGAAAGAAUUAAACUAGCAACGCUUAGUUUCUCCCAGCGUUUUCAAGAAAAGCGAAAAACAAUAGCUGACAUUAUCGCUGCUCCUUUGAGAAGGCCCCUUGAUCUUCCGUUCUGAUGAAGAAGAAACGAAAAAAAAAGGAGAGAGAACGCACGAUUUCGUGGAAUUGAGCUAGCAAAUCCACUUCUCACCCCUGACUUGUUUCAGUGCCGCCACCCUCGAGUUCUCUCUAGCGAUUCCUUUCUAGAAAUUCUAUCCUUCCAUGUCGCCAGAGCCUUCUUCUUAGCCUCUACUCUCACAUUCUCAGCAACGAUCACUAUAUUCUCUAACGAGUUCUUGCCACUAGAAAACCACCCCCUUGUACUGUGAAUGUAGCGCUUGCUGCUAGCCCUGUGCUCUAGAGAUCCAUCCCUGACUCUCUCUAUCAUCGUUAUCUUUCCCAAAGAGAUGACAGCUCUGCUACCCCUGUGCUCUAGAGAUCCAUCCCGGACUCUCUCUACCAUCAUGGAAUCCAUCGUCUUCUUCCUGGGAUGGAGCAGCCACUGGACGAUCUGGCUCCUCCUCCGCGCGGAUAAUCUCGUCCAGGAAUUCGUGGAGCUGAUCUUGGAGGCGAACCUGGUAGAGCCUGGGUGUGAUCGUCGGCGGCGGCUUCUUCUACCUGGCGCUAGAUUCUAGGCCUAGCAGCGGAUGGAGUGAGCGAGCUAUAGUCCACGACGCCACUUCUCUUCCUCCUCCACUUCGUUCGAUUGUUGCAUCGAUCGCUUUCUCAUCUCCAAAACCCUAGGAAGAAUGCGUUCACCUCUCUGGAUCCAGCAAUGCGCGGCCGAUCUAGACGAGCUAGCUCCGCUCCUCCAGCGCUCCAAGAUCGCAUCGAUCGAUCGAUCGUCUCGCUAGGGUAAAGAAUGGUGGAUGGAAAUAUUUCGAGGGUUGUUGGUGUUUGAAAGAGUCAGGAUGGGCGAGGCGCUACUGUCGACCCUUCCCGCUGGAGGAGAUCACUGUGCGGCUUCUUCUGCCAGGGCGGGCACUGGAUUCGCGACCGUGGCAGCGUCAUGGCGCCGGCGACGAGACAAUCCCAGGUUUUCUAGCUUCUCGAGUUCCAGGGGAAGAUCUGGAAGACGUCUCGUGGUUACAUUCUCUAGCAAUUCGGAGCCGCAAGGAAAGAAUGAUAGCCUCCAGCUCUAUGGACAGAUCGAGAAGGUUUUUGUGGACUCUGCGAUGAAAGCACAAGGAACUCUUGGACGCUGGCAAGAAAUCCAAGGAGCAUGGAUUCUAAGACCGAGCAAAGGAGAUCCUGUUGGAGUUGUCCAUUUUGUGGGUGGUGUUUUCGUUGGAGCUGCUCCACAGAUCACGUAUCGCUUGUUUCUGGAACGCCUUGCAGAGAGAGGAUUCUUGAUCAUAGCAACGCCAUUCGCGAGUGGCUUCGACCACUUGAAGAUCGCUGACGAGACGCAGUUUAAGUUUGAUCGCUGCAUAAGAGCCUUGAAAGAGCAAUCUUUGGAAUCACUGCCUAGCUUUGGUGUCGGGCAUUCUCUAGGAGCACUGGUACAUCUUCUUAUUGGAGCCCGUUAUGCAGUGGAACGGGCAGGCAACGUUCUGAUGUCUUUCAACAACAAGGGGGCCAAGCAAGCAAUUCCUUUGUUCUCACCGGUUGCAGUUCCAAUGGCUCAAAACCUCGGGCCCCUCCUCACACAAAUCAGCAACUCUCCCACUGUUCGCUUCGGGGCAGAAAUGGCAAAGAGGCAACUCGAAACUCUCAGUCCGCCACUCGUGAAGCAGAUCCUUCCUCUUGUCGAGCAGCUUCCCUCCUUGUACAUGGAGCUGGCAAACGGUAAAGAAGACUUCACUCCAACCGUAGAAGAUGCAACUAGAUUGAUAAGAUCCUACUAUGGCAUCAGACGUAAUCUACUGGUGCGUUUCAAGGACGAUGUGAUCGACGAAACUCCAGAGCUGGCCAAGAUCUUGAGCUCGAGCUCUGCUGUGAGCAUGAACCUCGACUUGUCAGUGAGGACGUUAUCUGGAGAUCACGCCAGGCCUCUCCAGCAGGUAUUCCCCGAGGUUCCUGGCGUGAUGGCUGACGCUGUGACGCGAGGGAGCGAUUUGCUAGCAUCGCUAGCAGUGGGCACUCUUUUCGAAGGGGUGGCCAAAGAGGUUGGGCAGACUUUUGGAUCUGAUCCAGCGUCUCAGCGGCUUCGCCAGCAGCUUCUGGAAGAUAUCGAAAACUUGGUGGAGGAAAUCGCAGCAUGGAUGCUAUUGUCGAUACAAAGCCGUGCUGAGUAACGAAUAUCUGUAUGUAAGUGUGACCCUGCAUGGUUGACAAAACAACUAUAGGAAAUAUACUAAUCUUUAGAUUUUGAA
Messenger RNA from Selaginella moellendorffii, 2426 nucleotides. RefSeq lists its product as uncharacterized. The record is from RefSeq and is a predicted model, not a curated record. NCBI's taxonomy places the organism in Eukaryota, Viridiplantae, Streptophyta, Lycopodiopsida, Selaginellales, Selaginellaceae. The coding region runs from base 981 to 2348 and encodes 455 amino acids. The transcript is spliced from 10 exons.